ACGCACCAAUGUCAGUGUGUAAAGAACGCUUGUAAAUUUACGUUAUUGCAAAAGCAACCCUUCCAAACGACCAGCUGAUGAAUAUUAUUGUGAAAAUUAAAAUGGAAAAGGUAAGAAUGAAACGCGGAACAUAAAUUUUAUUUAAUUGCUGCAAUUGUUUUAUAUUUCAGGAUAAAAAGUUAAAGCAAAAGCGCCUACGGCUGAAACCGUCAGUAUCCGACGCAAUUAAAGAUAGUCCAGAAUCUUUUGAGGUAAGGGUUUAAGAAAAGUGAAAAUGUUUAGGUACAUAUAUUUGUUUUAACACGAAUUUACGCAUACCUUCCAGAAACCGACCUCUCAAAGGUUUUACGAAAAAUUGAAGCAAAAUACACCGGCACUUCAAUCUGUCCUUUGCGUAGCUAUGAAAAGCAAAAUGAGGUAUCUCAAAGCGGUGUACGUUACCGCGGCAGCCUGGAAAAACAAAACUGGGUCUGGACUACUCGCUAAUGGUGACGAGUCAAGCGUAUCAGCGCAUGUCAACAAAACUUUGACUUACUGGGAGUUAUCUUCGGACAACGCAAAAAUGUAAAUCCCGGAGUAAUUUUUGAAAGCACUGACAGCAUUGAUGUACUGACUGAUUCCCCUUGUGCUGAUAGUUCGUUAAACGAUACCAUCGAUUCCUACGACUUGUGUGCGCUCGAUUGUGAGGAAUUAGUUGACCCAAUAUUUCCUAUAAGUAGCGAUUGCAGUGCCGCCGCCGCGGGAACUUCUACACAACAAAGUUCGUUGGACUUUAGAAGUUCAACAAAAAAACCAAAAAGAAAAGGUGAAGCCCCGUUCAAUAAAUUGAUUUUUAUUCAGGAGAAAAGGUUGGAAUUAGAAGUUAAGAAAAUAGAUUUAGAAAAAGAAAAGAAUGAGGUCGAGUUGAAAAGAAUUGAACUGAAUAAUCAAUUAAAAAUGAAAAGAACUGAAACUGAAUCAGAAAAAGAAACCAAACUGGAAAUUGAAAAACUGAAACUUGCUAGUGAAGAACGCAUUAAAAUGUUUGAAAUAUAGUUAAAGUUAAAAUCAAAAUAAAUGUGAAACUUUAAGAGAUUUCACAUGGUACUUUUUUCGCAAAUUUAAAAGAUCUCAUUGCAAAAUACAUAUAUUUGAAUGUAACUAAAUGUUAAUAGGCACUAGGGUGUCCGUUACUUACCAAAUUGAUUAUUUUUGACGAAACGCCCCCUAAACUUUUAGUUUUCCAUCUAAAAAAAAAUAUCAGACCAUAAAAAGCCCUUAAUUUUCAUAAUAAACCUUGCCCCAAACACGAUACAUUUCCCAUUGAAAUUACAUGGGAUUUUGCAACUUUUUACGAAUAUUUUUUUUCUCUGGAACUUUCUCGUUUGUAGGAAUAAAAAAGUCAUAUUCUUGUACAGAAUUGAAUGCUCUACAAAAUAAGUCUGGACAAUUUUUCGAUAUACUCACUCCUUUUAAAGUUAUUCACGGUUAAAGUUAACUUCUGCUUAAUUUCUGGAAUUUUCGAACUUUUACGGCAAAUUGAAUUUUUUUUGUAAAAUUCAAUUGUUUAUUCUAAAAAAUAUAAUUUUUUGUUGGUCAUAAAUCCGGCUCUACUCUGAUUCUUAUCUAGAACAGAGUGAAAAAAAUGAUUUUCGAAAUUUCAUAAAACUCGGUUAAGGGGUUACAUGGCUUUACAGGUUUCAAAAAAUCGAAUCCGUUUUAUUGUCUUGUCUUAUUAAGUUCUACAAGAUAAGAUAAAAAAUAAGAAAAAUUUGCAAAUCAAAUCAAAUUUAAACCAUUUGAGUACAUUUGAUUUCCUUUAUUAAACAUUCCUUAGUUACAUUUGAAUAUUUUUUUUGAUGUGCCAAGCUAAAACGCAUCACCUGAUAAUUGUGCCUCUAGUUGUUUUUGUAUACUGCACAAUGUUCUGACCCAAACAAGAAAUGCCGAAACGAAAAUGAGUCACCUGAUCAUGGUCAUGCCAGAUAGGGCAGCGUGUACCUGCAUAAUGCUGAUGCCAAAUUGCACAGUAUAACUCAUAUAAAUUAAAUGAGCAUUGUAGAGCAUUCAAUUCCGUACAAGAAUAUGACUUUUUUAUUCCUACAAACGAGAAAGUUCCAGUGAAAAAAAGUAUUCGUAAAAAGUUGCAAAAUCUCAUGUAGUUUCAAUGGGAAAUGUAUCGUGUUUGGCGCAAGGUUUAUUAUGAAAAUUAAGGGCUUUUUAUGGUCUGAUAUUUUUUUUAGAUGGAAAACUAAAAGUUUAGGGGGCGUCUCGUCAAAAAUAAUCAAUUUGGUAAAUAACGGACACCCUAAUAGGCACAGAAGCACGUUUUAUUUUUCUUGUAAAUAAAAGCAUAUAUUAAUGGACUUUAAAGAUAUGUAAACAUGAGUUUCAAUACUUUAUUUUUAAGUUUCCAUUAGUGAUAACAAUGAAAGGCACUUAGAUGAACCUUCAACUGUUGGUAAGUUUUGAUCUCCAGGCUCAUCGGCUUCACUGUUUUCACUAAUGCUUUCUUCGUCAACAUCAAAACUACCGUCGUUUUAUUUUAAAAUAAUAUUGUGCAAUAUCGCACAAACUAAUAUCCACCGGCGGGAGGAUGGAGUCAUGUGUAGAAGUUCACGCAAGUGAAGAAAGUUCUCUGAUCGCCAUUCACUUGGGAGUGGCCAGAAACGAUUCUUUUACACAUGGCUCAAGCAGCUCACUACUUCCGGUCUUUGACCAAGUAUCCUCUGGGUAGUCUAAGAACAUCCUUUCGAAGGCGAGCUAAUCGCGCUUAUGAGAGCUGCCCCCGUCACGAUGUCAAAAUCGUGCUUGGCGACUUUAACGCCAGGUUGGGCAAAGAAGGUAUCUUUGGCACUACGGUCAGUAAAUUCAGCCUCCACGACGAAACUUUCCCAAAUGGGUUGAGGCUGAUUGAAAUAUGGUUAUCUGUAGUACUAGAUUCCAGCAUAAAAAAGAUUCAUCAAGCUACCUGGCUCCGGAUCGAAAAACUACCAACCAGAUCGAUCAUGUUAUGAUAGAAGGAAGACACGUCUCCAGUAUUUUAAAUGUGCGUGCGCUCCGAGGCCCUAACAUCGACUCGGACCACUAUCUUGUUGCAGCCAAGAUUCGCACCUGCCUCUGUGCAGCAAAAAACGCACGCCAACAAACACAAGGAAGGUUCGACGUCGAGAAGCUGCAAUCACAACAGACUGCCGAACGAUUUUCUACUCGGCUUGCACUCCUGCUCUCUGAGAGCACUCGUCAACAACUCGGUAUAAGGGAACUGUGGGACGGCAUUUCAAAUUCCUUACGUACAGCUGCAACCGAAACCAUUGGUUUUCGGAAAGUUCAAAAGAACAUCUGGUACGACGAGGAGUGCCGUGUCGCAGCGGAGAGAAAACAGACUGCUUACCCCGCAACGUUACGAUCGACCACAACACGAGCGGGAUGGGAUAGAUACCGAGAAUUGAAAAGGGAAGCGAGACGCAUUUGUACACAGAAAAAGAAAGAGGCUGAAAUGCGUGAGUACGAAGAGCUUGAUAAGCUGGCCGACAGGGGUAAUGCUCGAAAAUUCUACGAAAAAAUGCGGCGGCUUACACAAGGUUUAAAGACCAAAGCAUACUCUUGUAGAACACAAUCAAGUGAUCUAGUGACCGAUGCCCAGAGCAUACUUAAAUUAUGGAGGGAACACUUCUCCAGCCUGCUGAAUGGCAGAGAAUGCACAACACCAGGAGAAUUCCCAAUCGAUGACGAUGGAGCAGACGUUCCAUUGCCCGACCAUGAAGAAGUUCGAAUAGCAAUUGCCCGCCUGAAGAACAACAAAGCGGCAGGGGCCGACGGAUUGCCGGCCUAGCUAUUCAAACACGGCGGCGAAGAACUGAUAAAGAGCAUGCAUCAGCUUCUUUGUAAAAUAUGGUAGGACGAAAGCAUGCCCAACGAUUGGAAUUUAAGUGUGCUAUGCCCAAUCCAUAAAAAUGGAGACUCCACAAUCUGCGCCAACUACCGUGGGAUUAGCCUCCUCAACAUCGCAUAUAAGAUUCUAUCGAGCUUAUUGUGUGAAAGAUUAAAGCCCACCGUCAACAAACUGAUUGGACCUUAUCAGUGUGGCUUCAGACCUGGAAAAUCAACAACCGACCAGAUAUUCACCAUGCGCCAAAUCUUGAAAAGACCCUUGAAAGGAAAAUCGACAGACACCACCUCUUCGUCGAUUUCAAAGCUGCUUUCGACAGCACGAAAAGGAGCUGCUUCUAUGCCGCGGUGUCUGAAUUUGGUAUCCCCGCAAAACUAAUACGGCUGUGUAAACUGACGUUGAACAACACCAAAAGCUUCGUCAGGAUCGGGAAGGACCUCUCCGAGCCGUUCGAUACCAAACGAGGUUUCAGAUAAGGCGACUCCCUAUCGUGCGACUUCUUCAAUCUGCUGCUGGAGAAAAUAAUUCGAGCUGCAGAACUAAGCAGAGAAGGUACCAUAUGGAUAUCAUCGGCCUCAACACCCCCGCCGUUAGUACCGCUUCCUCCAGACUGGAAAAAGAAGCAACGCAAAUGGGUCUAGCAGUGAACGAGGGCAAGACGAAAUAUCUCCCGUCAUCAAACAAAUAGUCGUCGCACUCCCGACUUGGCUCUCACAUCACUGUUGACAGUCAUAACUUUGAAGUUGUAGAUAAUUUCGUCUAUCUUGGAAUCAGCGUAAACACCACCAACAAUGUCAGCCUGGAAAUCUAACGCAAGAUUGCUCUUGCCAAUAGGUGCUACUUCGGACUGAUUAGGCAAUUGUGAAGUAAUGUCCUCUCUCGACGAACAAAAGCCACACUCUAUAAGUCGCUCAUAAUUCUCGUCCUGCUAUAUGGUAGAGGCAUGGACGAUGUCAACAACUGAUGAGUCGACGUUGAGAGUUUUCGAGAGAAAAGUUCUGCGAAAGAUUUAUGGUCCUUUGCGCGUUGGCCACGGCGAAUAUCGCAUUCGAUGGAACGAUGAGCUGUACGAGAUAUACGACGACAUUGACAUAGUUCAGCGAAUUAAAAGACAGUGGCUACGCUGGCUAGGUCAUGUUGUCCGAAUGGACGAAAACACUCCAGCUCUGAAAGUAUUUGACGCUGUACCCGCCGGGGGCAGCAGAGGAAGAGGAAGACCUCCACUCCGUUGGAAUGACCAAUUGGAGAAGGACCUGGCUACGCUUGGAAUAUCCAAUUGGCGCCACGUAGCGAAAAGAAGAAACGACUGGCGCGCUGUUGUUAACUCGGCUAUAAUCGCGUAAGCGGUGUCUACGCCAAUUAAGAAGAAGAAUGUUUAGGUAAAUCUUUUACAUAUUUAAAAUGAGUUAUUAUAAAAUUAGAUCAUUGUACAUUCAUAUAUACAAAAAAAAUCAAGCACAAAAUUCAAGUGAGGUGACAUAUAUACUGUUCAAAUAUCAUUGAACAUGCUUAUUUAUAUGA
Molecule: messenger RNA, 5392 nt
Organism: Bactrocera neohumeralis
Lineage: Eukaryota; Metazoa; Arthropoda; Insecta; Diptera; Tephritidae
Exons: 3
Coding region: 2900-3814 (304 amino acids)
Source: RefSeq, a predicted model, not a curated record